UAUUAAAAUAUCCAGUAAGGAAUACUCCUAAUAGAAAAAUAAGCAACUGCGGUGAAAACGGGUCAAACUUAAAGGGAUCUUUUUGAUAAUAUUCUAAAUUCUCCCUACCUUUUCAGACCUUGAUUGUAACAUAGCUAAGCCUAGCGCCUGUGGCUCUGUGUUUGAUAUAGUUUUGAGCGAAAAGUAGAUGAACUGAUCUGUGGUAAGAUGAAGUUAGACCUAUGUUGUUGCUAGGAAAAAUUGUGGUUAUUUACGCUUUAUAUGUGAACAGAGUAUACGUAGACUUUGUGGUGUAGAUAUGCAGCAUGAGUGAGUUCUGUUGCUGUCUGUAAUGGAGGUGCAUUAUCUGAUGGCCAGUGAUGAAGGUUGAUUUGUCAGACUCUCAAGGUUGUUGAUCAUACUUCAUUGUAUCAGGAAGUGCAUAUCAGUGUUUGGAUAUUGUGCUUUUGUGUGUCACAGGAGACCUGCUUUAAGUUUGUUAGGCUGAAAAUACCAGCUUAGUGUAGUUAUUUCUGGUAGUGGUGUAGUUUAAUGGCCUUGGGGAGGAAUUGGAGCAGUGGUUUCAAAAGCUGUUACUGUCUUUGUGGCUUCUAUGAGCCAUGCCAUCGUUGAAGCUGCCAAGAAUCACGAAGGUUACCCUUGACACAGGCAGGACUGAAAGUGUUUGCUUCUACACAACUAGGAACCAUUGCUGCUAAAAAUACACAACUUAUGAUUCGGAGAGAAGGGGAGAGUCAGACACGCUCAAAAAACCUUCUCCCGAACUCUCCAGUCAGUGCUGCUGUAGGGAGCCAGUGGCAGAUGCUACGGGACAUCAAAGAUAGUCUGGGUCACCUGCGCAGAGAAGCUGUUUCUGUAGUUGUCACUAGUGGUUCAUCAGUUGUUUCGCCAUCUCUUGGCCCACUUUCGACCCCACCAAAGUUGGAGCCCAUGCAGAUUAAGGCAGAAUAUAACACAAUGAAUGCCGUCCAACAGCAUUCUGCCGGUGGAGGGGGUGCUGUUAAGUCCACCAGUGAUGACUACAGACAAAAAGCACUUGCACAGAUUCGAAAUAGCUUGUUGCCUUUUGCAAAUAGUGAUCGGCCCAGCAAUGGUAGAAGUGAAUUAAGUAGUGCUAGUAGCACAGGGAGUGAUUAUAGCUGUCCAAGUCAGGUCACUGGGAGUGGAAGCAGCAGUGGGGUAAGCUCUGGUUCUAAUGGAUUAGACAGACACCCUAAUGUUCAACGACUCUAUCUGGAACUACUUACUGCAGGUUAUAAUGAGGAAUCUGCAUUUCGUUUUUUGAAGUCUGCAAUAGAGCCUCAUUCUAGAACUCAUAUGCAGGAUAGUGGGAAUGAAACAUUGGAGACUGCUAAUGGAUUGACUCGAUCAGGUUUCCUCAAUCUGAAGGCUUCUAGGAAAUCCAGCCUACAACAUGAAGGAAUUGUGUGGGAUGGUCAGAGAGGAGGUUAUAGUUCUGCUCUAGAUAGUAGCUCAGCUAGUACUCGGUCAGAUAGCCCUAGUGUUAGUAUUAUGGGCCUUCAGCACCAUAUACUUUUACCAGAUGCUCCUCGCCUUGUGUCAAGUGGUCAGCCUUCUGCUGUAGACACGCUAGGUCACCCUCAAUUGUCUAGACAACAGUCCCCAAGCUUUCCCUUGAAUGAGCCACCUCCACCACCUCCACCUCCAAGGGGAGUUCCUGGACCUCCACCAACACCUCCCCGAGGUACAACUCCACCACCUCCCGUUUGUCAGUCACAAUAUGUUGGAAGUGGUGGAGCAGCAAAUAACCAAGUUCAACAGUUUUUCAAAAGAAUGUCUCCUGUUCCACCUCCUUCCAGUCGGUCACAGGCUCUCAGCUAUGCUUCCUCUGUGUCUUCAGGGUCAACACCUAAACGUGGAACCAGCCCUGUUUCCCUCAGCCGUAGCCCUUUGGUGGCACAAAGUCAACAACAACAUCUUGUACAGCAGUUGCAAACCCUUAGCCUCUACUCUGGGAGUGGAUCCUCCACUCGUUCAGAACCACCACCUCCCUAUCCAGCAGGAUCAGCACAUAGCCCAGCCAUAUAUUCGCCUCCCUCAUAUGCUUCUUCCAGUUCUGGGCGACAAAGUCCCACUCCAACUAUAAGCAGCAGUGAAUACUCUAUUUUACCUUUUAAUAUUCCCCUUCAAAAAAGAACUCCUCCACCAGCCUAUACACCACCUAUGUCUGCAGGUUCUCCACAACCACCAUCUAGCCUAGUAGGAAGUUCUUCAGCCACAGUGGCAACAGUUGUAACAAGUGUUCUUCCAAGGCCUGCACCUUUGCAAGCAUGGAGUUUUCGACAAUCUAAGUCUCAGUCUCCUAUUAUCAUGCAGUCUGUGAAAAGUACACAAGUACAGAAGCCUGUGUUGCAAACAGCAAUCGCUCCAACCUCUCCACCGGUGAGUUCACCACCACCUCAGAAUGUUGCUUCUUUAUCUUGUUAUCCAGUUCAGAAUCAGAAUAACCCUUCUAGCUCCAAUAUUCAAGGAUCUUCACCUGGUUAUCCACAGUCUUUGUGUCAGUCACCUAAUCCCCCACCUUAUUCUACCUCUUCACAGGGACAGAAUUCUCCUGGAGUUUAUUCAUCAUCAGCGGGUACUCAACCAACACCUCCAAUAUACCGUAACCCAAGUCCUAUACCUCCUCCGUAUAAUCCAAUAUCUCAACCACAGGACUCUACAGCAUUUGUCAACCCUCCUCCAUGCUAUGCAGUAUCUGUACAAACACAGAAUGUUCUCAGGCAUGAGACCGAAAACCACAAUGUGUGGCAAGAUGCCAACUUUGUGGGUAUUCCUACACAAUCACAAGCCACUGUACCUACAACUGAUCCACCAAGUUAUGCUUCUAGUAUUGCAGCUCUGGCUGCUCUUAGAGCAGUACAGUCACCCACCCCUGUUAGCAACAAUAAUAAUGUGCCAUGCUAUAAAAAUGGGGCUUACAGUGCUGCUCCUGUGACAAAUGUAACAACAGUAUCUCAUGAGAGCUGUAGGACUAAUGGUGCUGCAGGUCCAACCACCAGUGCUCCAACUUCCUCUUCAAACCUUGUUAAUACAGUGGAGAGUAUUUGUAACUCUCAAUUGUCAGCACUCCCUUGUCGUUUGCAGGGUGAUGUUUAUACUUCUUCUCAGCAUACACCACUUCAUAGAAAACCUUCACCCAUAGCUAUGGAUACAGCAAGUUCAGCAUCUUGCUCAGCUUCACGUUCUGAAUCCCCGGUGUCCUUUAUGUCUACUACAUCUACAUCCUCACCUUCCACUCAGUCAGACUCUACCCAUGACUCAGUCCGAGUCCCGCCUCCUCCACCAUACAGAACUUCUCAGCAGUCUCCUCUUCCACCCAGAAAAGUUCUUUCCAAAGAAAAAGAGGAGGAAAGACGCGAGUCAAAAGUCCGCAAUUACUCCCCUGCUGCAUUUAAAUUCUUUAUGGAGCAGCAUGUAGAAAAUCUUCUUAAGUCUCAUCAACAAAGAGAACACAGGCGACAGCAACUGGAAAGAGAAAUGGCUAAAGCUGGACUCUCAGAAGAACUUCAGUGUCAAAUGAGGUUAAUGCUUCAUCAGAAAGAAUCCAACUAUAUUCGGUUAAAGAGAGCAAAAAUGGACAAGUCUAUGUUUGUCAAAAUGAAAACAAUUGGAGUUGGUGCUUUUGGUGAAGUUGCUCUUGUUCGAAAGGUGGAUACAAACCAGUUGUAUGCAAUGAAAACACUUAGGAAAUCUGAGGUUUUGAAACGCAACCAGGUAGCUCAUGUUAAAGCAGAACGGGAUAUACUUGCAGAAGCAAACAAUGAAUGGGUUGUUAAGUUAUAUUACUCUUUUCAAGACAAAGAAAACUUAUAUUUUGUGAUGGACUACAUACCUGGUGGUGACUUGAUGUCCCUGUUAAUGAAGUUUGGAAUUUUCCAAGAGAACUUAGCAAAGUUUUAUACAGCUGAGAUCAUUCUGGCUGUCGAAAGUGUACACCGCAUGGGCUUUAUUCACAGGGACAUUAAACCAGAUAACAUACUCAUAGACUCCGAUGGGCAUAUCAAACUGACAGACUUUGGUCUCUGCACAGGGUUUCGUUGGACUCACAAUUCCAAGUAUUAUCAGCGAAAUGGAGAACAUAACAGACAAGACUCUAUGGAUCCUGAUGAUAAAUGGAGCAAUGAAUGCCACUGUAACAGUUUGACUAAUUUGAAGCCCUUAGAAAGGCGACGUCGGAGAGAACACCAGCGUUGUCAGGCACACUCUCUUGUUGGAACACCUAAUUAUAUUGCUCCUGAGGUGCUCAUGAGAACAGGGUAUACACAACUGUGUGACUGGUGGAGCGUAGGAGUAAUUCUAUAUGAGAUGGUUGUUGGACAACCACCUUUCUUAGCAAAUAAUCCAGGAGAGACACAAUAUAAGGUUAUUAACUGGGAGAAGUGUCUUCACAUCCCUCGAGCAGCAAAUCUUUCAGUAGAAGCUACCGACUUGAUACUGAAGUUGUGCUGUGGUCCUGACAAGCGACUUGGCAAAAACAGUGCUGAUGAAAUUAAAGCACACCAGUUUUUUAAAGAUAUAAACUUCAAGAGUGGUCUGCGAAAACAGGGAGCUCCAUAUAUGCCACGCAUUAGGUAUCCAACAGAUACAUCCAACUUUGAUCCAGUGGAUCCAGACAAACUCCGCAGCUCAGGAUCUAGCGGAGACAGUAAAUCUGAGGAUGGAUAUGAAAAUGGAAAACAUCCAGAACAUGCAUUCUUUGAGUUUACUUUUAGACGAUUUUUUGAUGAUGGUGGUCAAGCUUAUCCUGUAAGAAUUAACACAGAUGAGAAUGAGAACCAGGGGUCUCCUGUGUAUGUGUGAUAACACCAUAUCUAUAGCCAGUGACAAACCACUUAGAUCUCAGUAGGAUGUGUAGUAAAUAUGGCUUUUAAAAUUAUCCUAGGCUUUUUUGCCCCAGUCCCACCUUGAAAGUUAUUUAUUCAGAACUAAAAGUGUGCUUUGAUUAUAGGUGGGUAUAUGUUGUUGUAGAAUGUGCUUUAUUUUUGUACUGUACAGUAGCUGCAAGCACUUGACUGUACCCUGUACAUACUGUAAGUAGCAGCAUUUGCCACUGUAAAUAUUGGCCAUGGUGUACAGGCUAUGUAAUAAAAUCAUUCCUUGACAAAUUAAA
Limulus polyphemus (Atlantic horseshoe crab) is the source of this 5134-nucleotide messenger RNA. It is a transcript of the gene wts, whose product is annotated as serine/threonine-protein kinase LATS1-like. The record is from RefSeq and is a predicted model, not a curated record. Lineage: Eukaryota; Metazoa; Arthropoda; Merostomata; Xiphosura; Limulidae. Gene Ontology annotation, molecular function: protein serine/threonine kinase activity; ATP binding. Bases 712 to 4824 code for a protein of 1370 amino acids. The transcript has 7 exons. Gene Ontology annotation, biological process: regulation of organ growth; peptidyl-serine phosphorylation; G1/S transition of mitotic cell cycle.